Messenger RNA from Trichoderma gamsii, 414 nucleotides. RefSeq lists its product as hypothetical. Gene Ontology annotation, cellular component: prefoldin complex; cytoplasm. Gene Ontology annotation, biological process: protein folding. Lineage: Eukaryota; Fungi; Ascomycota; Sordariomycetes; Hypocreales; Hypocreaceae. Bases 1 to 414 code for a protein of 137 amino acids. The transcript is spliced from 4 exons. The record is from RefSeq and is a predicted model, not a curated record.
AUGGCCUCAAUAAUGCAACGCCGCAUGCUCUCCAAGGAGGACGAAGCCGCAGACGAGGUCGAGGUCCGACGAGAGGACCAAGAUAAGAUCAACAAGUUCAGUCGGCUGCACCAGAGAGAACUCGCUCUGAAGGAAGUGUUGGAGCUCAAGGGCAAGGAAAAGGAGGAGCUAGACGACAUCUCUACCGAGCUUGAGCUUGCGGAUGAAGAUGACAAGAUCCAAUACAAGAUCGGCGACGCCUUUUUCCAUCUCCCCCUCGAACAAGCACAGGAGAUGCUCAGCACGGCGACCUCAAGAAUCGACGAAGAGACUGCCGAGGCAGAAGAGAAACUAGGCGCAAUCCACGAAGAGAUGACACAGCUCAAGGUUGAGCUGUAUGCUAGAUUUGGCAAGCAAAUCAACCUGGAGACAUGA